Messenger RNA from Leptidea sinapis, 7581 nucleotides. It is a transcript of the gene igl, whose product is annotated as sperm surface protein Sp17. Bases 178 to 660 code for a protein of 160 amino acids. The record is from RefSeq and is a predicted model, not a curated record. Gene Ontology annotation, molecular function: calmodulin binding. The transcript is spliced from 5 exons. NCBI's taxonomy places the organism in Eukaryota, Metazoa, Arthropoda, Insecta, Lepidoptera, Pieridae.
UCGAAGCCGAUGCGGUAUGGUUGUGCGUCUAUUGCGAAACAUUGAGUUAAAACUGUGAUUCUAUAUUUGGAUUUCAUAUUUUCGGUAUAUAAGUAUGUUAUAGUGUGAAGCGUAAGUUACGUAAGCAGUUGACUCUUUGUAAGUUAUAAGUGCUAAGUGUUAACUGUUAAGUUCGAAAUGGGUUGCAACACGAGCUCAGAAGCGAAGAAAGAGGAGAAGGACUCUCAGGAAAAUCAAGAGAAUGCAGCUGCAGAAGAGAAACAAAAAGAAUCGACAGAGGCUAGCAACACAACAGAAGAGCAGCAGGCUGCGACGAAAAUUCAGGCAGUUUUCCGAGGACAUAAGACAAGGAAAUCAGUCAAUAUGAAAGCGGCCGAUAAAGCUGAGAAACCGGACUCGCAGGAACCGACAAAGGCUGAGUUGGAAGCGGAGUUUCGUGCUGACGAUAAAGAUCUAUGCAACGCAGCAACGAAAAUUCAAGCAUCAUUCCGCGGCCACCAGGCACGCAAACAAACCCAGGUGGUGGAGAAAACCAAGGAAGAACAGGAUAAGGAAGACGUGGAGAACAUAGAUCUCACCGACCCAGACCUGAACAAGGCCGCCACCAAGAUACAGGCGUCUUUCCGCGGUCACAAGGUCCGCAAAGAUACCACCAACUAAAUGUAACCCGCGCCUUAUAACUUGAGACUUCCCCUUCCCUAAGACACCCCGCGAUCGCCUGUGUAGGUUAGAAAGGUUGACACACACUGGACGCUGUACUACUACAACAAUCAUCUAUUAUUUGGAGCACUGCAGAAACAUUACAUUAAAUCUUUUUGUAAUACAGUAAAAUAUGUACUUAAUAAAGUGAAGAAUGUUUUUGUUAUUCUUAAAACUGUCUUUAUUACAUUGUUUAAGGUUGAUAACAAUAUUCAGUUCAGAAAUACAUAAGGGUUCUCAACAUUUAAGUCAGUGAUAAAAAAAAAACAAAGACUUUCAGAUAAAUUAAUAGUGUGCAAUAUUAUUUAUUUUAUAUCACUGUGCUGCAACUGUUAUAAUUGAAUAGAAAUAUGAUACAUAAAUGAUUACCUACUUUGAUUGCAAUUAUUUAAGUUCAUGUGUCAGAUUGUUUUUUACAUUCGCCCCCACUUUUAUUUAAAAAUGUGACAGCCGUUCAGAUAAACUGCAAAGUUUUAGUGUGCGCCAACCUUUAUUUAAAAUUGGACUCAAGUCUCAUGUUGUAGUUGGUCGUUGUAAUUAAUCUAUUAAAAUAUGUCUCGUUUGUACGUAUUUAGAGUUUUUAUCCUGUGCUAAAUAAUUUACUUACAUCAUUUUAAAGAUCUGUCUCCGAAAUUUUUCAAUAUUACCUUUAAAAUCUUUUUCGAUGUUGUCAUCUUCAUUGAAAAUAGGAAGUGAAUUUCUGUGAAUAUUGAAAAUGUGAAUUUACGUACGUAUGAGUUAUUUAUUUAAGAUGUUUGAUGAUGUACCGAAAACACUGCAAAUUAAAAUUCGAGUAGUUUCCAAUGUUGAUGUCUGUUUUUUUCCUUUUCAAAUCAUUCGAAAAAUUAAAAUACCAAUAUGAAAUAAAACAUAUUCAUAGAAAUUUUGCUUUCGAAUAGUACGUCGUCUAUGAUUAAUUACAUUGUUUGCGUAUGGGGUCAAUUCACUAAUGUCUACGUUGUCAAAGGACAAUGGUAUGAAUAAUCGAUUUCUAACUAAUAGGAUUUGGAGACAUGAGUGAACACUCCUUAGAGACACUGAUAGCCUUUGGGGCGAUAAACUAUACUUUAGAUUGGCUUUUAUAUUUUUUAUUUAUUAUACUAUUUUGCCUUCUCCUGUCCAAGAUUGUGGCCCACUUUACGAGCAAUAUGUCCGAAGAAUUCCAGCACCCUACGAAGGCAUAUAGUGGAAAGUCUCGUUUUGACAUUAAGUUAUCUCAGAAUAUACACGUUCGCGUUGGUGCGAAAAGCGGUCUAUGGAAUCUGUAACAUUUUUCUCCAGCUCCAUAUUUCAAAGGUCUAUUCGGUCUCUGUCGGUCUUUUUCAGUAUCUAGGUCUCCGCUCCGUAACUGAAGUUUCUGCAACAGAAGGUGGAUUGAUGUUAAUUCAGUUUUUUAUAACUGUUUUAGUUAAACGUGCGUUCGCGAUACUUUUAUUCAUAAAUCCAAUGCAGUCGGGUUUUGUGCAUUGAUAUAAAAAAUAUUUACUAAUGUAGAUCAUAGCAUCUAUAAUAGUCAAUAUAUUUUAUAGAGAGAUGAGACCGAGCAAUUAAUUGUUCGUUGUUAUGAUUUUGAUCGCUACUCUAGCUAAGUAUAAUGAAAGCUGGUUAUAAUAAAAGCUCGAUCGCCGAUACAUUGUUAUUGAUAGGUUCUAGAGAGUGAUUACGAACUAUAGUGAAGCUUUUAAUUUUUGUUGAUGGUUUGAGUAGAUAUAUUAAUGAUGCACUAUGACUAUUAUUUUAUGAUUGAUGACAUUAUGAAUAUAUGAGAUAAGAAAUCAAAACACGGAACUGUUUAAUAACAAACUGCAAAUAUGCGAUUGCCAUUGCGAUGCGAUUUAUAUCCUUAAUGUUUAUGUGAAAUAAUACGAUUUUCCUACAGAUGAUUUUCAAAAACUUAUUCAAUUAUACUCUGGCUCUACAUAAUGGCUUCAGGUUGUUGCAAUUUUGAAAUUUGAUUUGAUAUUUCUGUGAGACUCGGAGGAUUAAGAUAAUUCAGUUGACAUUACAAUCAUUUUAAUUGGCACCCUCGAUUAAACAUAAUUCCAGAUUAACGUUCCAAGCCACAAUCAUGUCGAAAUCGAGUUAAGAACACACAACUGGUCACGUGAUUCAUAUUAACAGACUGACAAAAAAUGGCAGGCCUACUGUCACGCUUUAAAUGACAUGUAAGUAGACCAAUACACUUAUAUUUAUUAAACUUUAAACACGAAUUCCUUAAAAUGCGAUGUUUGUGGCUUAAAACGUUUUUCAGGGACUACGUCCAAAUUGGUCUUUACAGCGCCAGAAUGGGUACAUUUUACAAUUUACACUGGGUAUUCGAAUAUAACAGGCUUUUUUUCUAGAUAAUUAAAGCUAAAUCAUCGCUUUUCCUUGAGUUGCAUACACAAACUUGAUAUAGUGUGAUGUAUACACGACCCAAAACCAGUGGUUCUCUCUGGAGAUUAUUUACUCAUGUCGCCUGAGCAAACAUUUCCUAUCGUCUAAAGCUUUAACAUAUAACUACUUAGUUUUAGAUCUUAGAGAGCAAACGCUUCGUUUACGAGAGACUGUACAUGAGAAGUUUGCUAGUUGUGACAUAAAUCGAUUAGAUACUACUGCCAUAUACUGCUUCGUUCACUACUAAAAGUAGAAUUUGUUGCUUAGUACUAAAUUGUACUUACAUCUGUUAUUGUUUAAGCGAAGCUUGUAAAUCUCUAUAAGAUAAAUAUUUUAAAUACGUACAAAACGAAACAAGUAAUAAGUAAAUUAAAUUACAGAUGUCAAGAUGUCAAUUUAUGGUGGGAUAAAAUUAAAAGUAUAACUAGUAUAAUUUCAGUUUUGUUUUUUAAUAUUUAGACCCUCUUAGUGAUAAAUCGUUGAGUUAUGUAUCAACAGUGGUGAAAAAAAUAUUUCAACCUAUCAGAAUGCAACUAUACGAGAUCUUAUAGUCUUGUGAAAGAAAGCAAUCUCGAGUAUUCUAUGAAUUUGUUUACAAUUCUUAUUAUUGAAUAUUAUCUGAGCCUAAAAUUGACACUUAUCUGUCUGUAUAAAUAGAACACAAAGUAGGUAUCUCUCUUUCUAUACUGUUUUAAUAAAACUUAUGAAAUAGCUAUUUUAUAUUCUUUUGACAUUCAAAUUUUUAAUAACACUGAGUAUAAACAAAAAGGAGUUAAAUGUGGGUUAAAUACAAAUAUCCAUCUACCCUACAAUAAAUACAAGAAUAGGUGUGACCAACUACAGUGACGAGUUGUUCGAGAACAGUCGACCUGAGAGGACGCGUCCCUGAUAUUUAUGAGCAUUUAAUUUCAUAUGAAAAUCCCGCAUUUCACACAAUAUGUGUCUUUUUAAACCCAUCUCAGCUACAAUUUCAUAUCUGAAUUUAACUUAACCGAAUUCUAGUCCAAAUCUAAAUCAAAGAAUUUAAUAAAAUUCAUUAAUUACAUAACAUUGAAUAAAGAAAAAACGUCAAAACAUCAAAUUGCCUGUUUGUUUAUACUUCUUGUAUUUUGUCAAAAAAUAUUAUUAUUAGUUAUUUUUAUAGUUUAAGGUAUUUUAGACAACAAUAUACAUAUUUAAAUACAACUUAUGUAAUUUGCAUUAAUAAUAAUUGUGUUUAUAUGAUAAGUCCGCCAUGCAUGCAUUUAUUAUUCCUGUCGGAUAUAAUUUAAUUUAGAUUACCUUAAUAAAAUGAUUAACAUUUGCCUGCAAAAUUGUUUUAUUUUAAACCUUAAUCUAUAGUAAUCGUAUUUUUUUAUGGAAGAGGCGACUAGGACAAGAGAGGAGAGGUCACCUCGUGGUGUGUGAUCAUCGCGGUCCAUUCUCUCUUGUAACACCAGAGGAAUGGAAGGAGCUUAUAAAUCUUCCAAAAACGUAGGAUCUUAUGAAUUCGAAAACUUAAAAACAAUGGUACGCUGCGUUCGAGGAUCGACUGGGAGGCGACUUGGUGAGUGUCAACGGCAUAUUCCGCUACCGUCACUUUGCUAAAUAAAUAUUUUAUUUUAUAUAAGAGGGGGCAAACGCGCAUUAGGCUCAAGUGAUUGGAAAUGGUGAGGCAAGCGCCCAUGGAUAUCCGCAACAAAAGGGAUCAACAUUUGCGUUGCCGGCCUUUAAGGUAGGUGUAUGCUCAUUUCAUGAAGAUCCCAAAGUCGUAUUGGUGCGAGGAAGCAGCAUCCGGUAAUUGAUUCCACAAAUUGGCUACAUUAGGCUGGAAAUAUAUGUAUCUGUUAGUUUAAUGUGCGUAGGGUACUAGGAAAACAAAUAAUAAAACUAUUUAUUAAGUUAGUUUGUUUCAUUAGAAGAGACAAAUACUUACAAAAAUCACAAGUUCUCAAUUAUAGGUAUGUUGUGGAUUUCGUAUUUCAGAUGUGGAUAAUCAAUAAUAGUUUAUCAGUUUCGGUUGCGGUUACAGAUUUAAAAUUAGUUCAGAUUAUCCGAUUAUUUCGGAUAGUUUCAAUUAUAGAUAUUCGAAUUUUUUUUAAAUAUUGUAUAUAUAAAUUAUGAUUUGAUUGAUGUAAUUAUUGAACUAGAUCAAAGACGUAUUUUGCUCAUAUCUCACAGGAAGAUAUAAUAUCUAGUUAAAAAUAUAAUGUUUAAAGUGUUAAUGUUCAAGUUUAGUUGUAGAAACAUUUUGAAAAUAACAAUUUUUGUCUUCCGUCAUCCGUUUAUGAGUAUAGUGUCUUGGAUAGAUCCAAAAAUGUUUUGACGGAUGUGGCGAAGAAAAACAAAAGAAUAAUAAUAAUAGAAAUUAUAAAUAUAUUAUGAGGUGAGAAUGAAAACACUUCACUGUUUAAUAACUAACUGCAAAUUUGCGAUUGUAAUUGCGAUGCGAUUUAUAUACUAACGGCCUUACAAAUAAACUUGGUAUAAAGUUAUAACUGAUGAUAAACAAAGAUGCUUAAUGUUUACAAUAUCCGUGACAACACUGUCAAUACAAUGAUAAUUCUGAAGUUUUCCGAAUGACAAGCUGCCUUACAAAUAAACGCGGGGAACGUUUUACGUCUGAAUAAACCAUUCGUAAGCAAAAUGUCUAUUUGUAAACAUUUUACAUAUUCUUGGUUUAUGCUUAGUUAUAAAUUUAUGCCAAUUUUAUUUGUAAGGCCGUAAAUGUUUAUGUGAAAUAUGAAAUAUAAUUUUCCAAUAGAUGAUUUUCAAAUACUUAUUCAAUAAUUAUAUCCUGAUUAACAUACUUAGUCUGGCCAUAAAUAUUCUGGCCAAAAAUUAAAUCUAAACAAAAUAUUACAUUUGAAUUUGGAAUCUGUCAUAUUUAUAGGAUUGUUCAUUGAGUUUUCUCAUUUUGGCGCCAAUACAUUGUACAAUAUUUUUCGAUAUUAAAAUGGAGUGAAUCGCUAAAAAGAGAACUGAAUCGCUGUGAUUGCAUUCCAUAAAGUAGGGAUGGAGCCAAAUGCAAUACUUAAAACUCUCCAUACGCUUGGUGUUGGUAAAAUGUUUAUGUACUGGGCUGUUAAUAGGUACAAUGAGACCUCCUCUGUUAGUGACAGAAAAAGAUCUGGCCGUCUACAUAGUAUUCGUACGAAAAAGGCUGUCAAGGCAGUAAGGGAAGAAUUCGAAGAAAUCCUGUAAAAGAAAUGAAUGUUACUUGCAAUAUAUUCUUUUUUACUAGGUAGUUGGUAAUUUGCUUUUUUUUAUUUUUUUCAUAAUGGCUUCGGGUUGAUGUAAUUUUGAAAUAAGAUAUGAUAUUUCAGUGAGACUCGCAAGAUUUAGAUAAUUCAUCUGUCAUUAAAAUAAUUUAAUUUGGCAACCUCAAUUAUUGAUCUUUACAGCAAUACAGUCAAGGGUAUUCAUUGACAAAUAAACACAUUUCCCUUCAUGUAGUAUUCGAAAACUGGCUUUGUUCUACAUUAUUAAAGCUAAAUCAUCGUUUUUCUUUGAGUUGCAUACACAAACAUGAUAUUGUCUGAUGUAUACGUGACCCGAAACCAGUGGUUCUCUCUGGAGGUUAUUUACUCUUGUUGCCUGAGCAAACAUUUGCUAUCGUCUAAAGCUUUAACAUAACUACUUAGUUUUAGAUUUUAGAGAGCAAACGCUUCGUUGACGAGAGAUUGUACAUGAGAAGUUUGCUAGUUGUGACAUAAAUCGAUUAGAUACUACAGGAAUAUACUGCUUCGUUCACUACUAAAAGAAUAUAGAAUUUGUUGCUUAGUACUAAAUUGUACUAACAACUGUUAUUGUUUAAGCGAAGCUUGUACAUCUACAAGAUAAAUAUUUUAAAUAUGUACUAAACGAAACAAGUAAUUAGUAAAUUAAAUUAUAGAUGACAAGAUGUCAAGAUGUCAAUUUAUGGUUGGACAAAAUUAAAAGUAUAAAUAGUAUAAUUUCAGUUUUGUUUUUAAUAUUUAGACCCUCUUAGGGUUAAGCAUUCUGUGAAUUUGUUUACAAUUCUUAUUAUUGAAAAUUAUCUGAGCCUAAAAUUUACACUUAUCUGUAUAAAUAGAACACAAAGUAGGUAUCUCUCUUUCUAUACUGUUUUAAUAAAACUUAUGAUAUAGCUAUUUUAUAUUCUUUUGACAUUCCAAUUUUUAAUAACACUGAAUAUAAACAAAAAGGUGUUAAAUUAAAAUAUCCAUCUACCCUACAAUAAAUACAAGAAUAGGUAUGCGCAACUCCUACUCCAGUGCCAGUUGUUCGAAAACAGUCGACCUGAGAGGACGCGUCACUGUUAGUUAUGAAUUUAACUUAACCGAAUUCUAGUCAAAAUCUAAGUCAAAGAAUUUAAUACAAUUCAAUACUUUACAACAUCAAAUCGCCUAUUUGUUUAUACUUUUUGUAUUUUGUUAAAAAAUAAUGUUAUUUGUUAUUUUUAUAGUUUAAGGCAUUUUAGAUAACAAUAUACAUAUUUAAAUACAACUUAUGUUAUAUUAUAAGUCUAAUAUUAAUAUUAUAAUA